CCCUCGCCUCUUCUUCCCCCUCCUGCUGCCGCCCACACCGCCACCGCCUCCCCCCAACCCGCCGCUUCCGUCUCCGAUGGCCGCAGCGCCGCCGCCGCCACCGCCUCCGCAGCUGCAGUCCUCGGAUCCCUCCACUCCGCCUCAGGAGACCAGCCAGGUACGCAAGGGAAAGAAGAGUCGUGGCGCGAAGAAACCUAGGAGAGCCGCCGCUGCCGCCGCCGCCUCGACCUCCUCGGCCGGCACGAUGGUCGAGGACCCCUUCCUCGUACUCGCCGGAGGCAAGGAAGGAGGGUUCCUGGAGCUUGAGGAGAUCGACGAGGCGGACUUCGGAAUCUUUGGCGGUGCCGUGGAGGAUCUAGGAGAAAUUGACAGGAAGGCAGGAAAGGAUCAGAAGAAGAAGAAGAGGAAGAAGCGGAAGCGAGGUGACGAUGACUAUGCUUUACCUGGUGAUGGUGAUUUGGUAGUUGAAUGUGAGGAGGAGGGAGAGAAGGGUGAGAAGAGGGUGAAAAAGAAGAGGAGGAGCAGGAAGAAGAGAAAGGUGAAGGAAAUGGAGGAAAAAAUGGAGAGCAAGGAAGAUGUCUCCGAUGACAAUGUGGAAGGUGCUAAUUGCUUUCACUUAAAGGCUUUUAGGAGCAUUUUAUCUGAUAUGCAAGAUGGCAAUGACAUGGAACAAGAUAACAAUGAUGGGCUGAUUUUGGGAGAGGAUGAAGUCUAUGCAUGGCGAGAGCUUAGACUGCACCCUCUUCUUAUUACAGCGGUGCGCAGGCUUGGAUUCAAAGAACCAACACCAAUACAAAAGGCUUGCUUUCCUGCAGCGGCUCAUCAAGGCAAGGAUGUUAUUGGUGCAGCAGAGACAGGUUCUGGUAAAACACUUGCUUUUGGCCUCCCUAUCUUGCAGCGCCUUCUUGAAGAACAAGAGAAGGCCAUGAGAUUGUCUCGGGAGGAUGAGAGUACACAAGAUGAAAAUUCUAGAGAAAGUCCACUUCGUGCUCUUAUUUUAACACCCACCAGGGAGCUUGCCAAGCAGGUCUGCGAUCAUCUAAAAGAAGCAGCCAAGUUCUUAAGAAUCCAAGUUGUUCCCAUUGUUGGUGGUCUAUCCAUGGAAAAGCAAGAACGGCUUCUGAAAAGGAAACCUGAGAUUGUUGUUGGAACCCCAGGAAGAUUGUGGGAGCUUAUGUCAACAGGCAACCAACACCUAAUUAAGUUACAUUCAUUAUCAUUCUUCGUGUUGGACGAGGCUGAUAGAAUGAUAGAGCGAGGCCAUUUCCAUGAACUGCAAUCUAUCAUUGAGAUGUUACCAGUGACUAACGGUUCUGAUGAACAAACUGUUGGGACCACGCCAAGUUGCGAAACUGUGCCUAUAUUGCAAAUAAAGAAGAGACAGACAUUUGUAUUCUCAGCAACACUUGCUCUCUCAGCUAAUUUUCGGAAAAAGUUGAAGCGAGGCCUAGUUACUGCAAAAGCGUCUGCAUCUACUGAUUUGAGUUCUAUUGAAGCACUUUCGAAGCAGGCCCGUAUGAAACCUAACGCAGAAAUAGUUGAUCUGACGAAGGCUUCUAUCUUACCUGAGAAACUUGAAGAGUCUUUUAUUGAGUGUAGUGAUGAUGAUAAGGAUGCCUACCUGUAUUAUAUAUUGAGUGUCCAUGGACAAGGCCGCACAAUAAUAUUUUGUACAUCAAUAGCUGCAUUACGUCACCUUUCAUCUAUAUUACGAGUUCUUGGAAUUAAUGUCCUGACAAAUCAUGCUCAAAUGCAACAAAGGGCUCGCAUGAAGGCUGUGGAUCGUUUCCGUGAAAGUGAAAAUUCAAUUUUGGUUGCAACUGAUGGUUUUGCAAGGGGCAUGGAUUUUGAUGAUGUCCGAACUGUGAUUCAUUAUCAAUUGCCACACUCAACUGAUGUUUACAUCCACAGAAGUGGAAGGACAGCGCGGAAAUCAAUGGCAGGUUGCAGCAUUGCAUUAAUCUCUCCUGCAGACAAGGCCAAGUUUUACUCACUUUGCAAGUCACUGUCAAAGGAGAACCUCCAGCAGUUUCCUGUUGACCAUGCUUACAUGCCUGCAGUAAUGAAUAGGCUCACCCUUGCUCGGCAGAUUGACAAGAUUACACGUAAAAAUUCCCAGGAAAAUGCCAACAAAUCAUGGCUUCAGAGGAAUGCUGAGUCCAUGGGAUUAUUAUUGGAGACAAGUGACAGUGAGGAGGAACGUGUACAGGGGCAUAAGCAAAGGAAAGCAACUUCUGCGAACCUCCAGAAGCUUCAACAGGAUUUGAGUGAGCUCUUGCAACGCCCCUUGCAGCCUAAGACUUUUUCGCGGCGCUAUUUAGCUGGGGCUGGUGUUUCACCGUUACUUCAAAAGCAACUGGAAGAGUUGUCCAAAAGGAAUGUUAAGGGCAGUGCUAGUGUAAAUGCAAAUAAAGGAUCCCGAUUUGUUGUUAUUGGUCAGGAUCAAAUAGAACCCUUGCAAGCUCUUCAGAAUUCUGGGCAAGAGGUGUGUGUGAGCAUUGACAAGCAAAGAGAAAAGCGAAGGCUUGCUGAAAAUUGGAGGCGAAAGAAGCAAAAAGAGAAGAAAAGUACACGAGAGCAAAAGAGAAAGGAGAAGAGGAUAGCUAAAGAAAGGGACUAAAUGACAACGUUGUCCAACUACUCAUCAUUGUAGGCACUACAUUGUUACUGUUGGGAAACAAGUUUUGGGGGUGUUGGAUAUCAUUUUUGCAAUUGAAGAUAGGGUUAUAAUCAACUGUACCAGCAUCAUAUCUGAGCAUCAACUGUGGCAUGCAUGAUACCCACCAGUUUAUUGAUCUGAUGGUUGCUGGAUGCAUGAAAUAUUUUCUUCAACCACAUACACCUGAUUGAUUGAAUCUUACCAAAGACGUA
Messenger RNA from Oryza sativa Japonica Group (Japanese rice), 2871 nucleotides. Its product is annotated as DEAD-box ATP-dependent RNA helicase 13. Gene Ontology annotation, molecular function: ATP binding; nucleic acid binding; RNA helicase activity. NCBI's taxonomy places the organism in Eukaryota, Viridiplantae, Streptophyta, Magnoliopsida, Poales, Poaceae. The record is from RefSeq and is a predicted model, not a curated record.